This is a messenger RNA of Penicillium egyptiacum, 642 nucleotides long. The record is from the annotation of a GenBank genome assembly. NCBI's taxonomy places the organism in Eukaryota, Fungi, Ascomycota, Eurotiomycetes, Eurotiales, Aspergillaceae.
AUGUCAGGACCAAACGCCUACGGCACCCCGGUCUCGGACACGGCCUUCCGCAAAACCUGGGACCGUGAAGAAUACGCCAAAAAGGCAGCCGACGAUGAAGCAAAGCGCAAAGCCGAAGGCAAAGCCCGCUAUGAAGCAAAGCUACUGGGAAAGAAAUACCACGCACCAGUCGACUACAGCACGCUCGAGGAUACCACAGCCCGCAGCCAGCGCCUAGACGUCGCGUCUAUGGUGGGAAAGACCAUGAUUGUGCCCGCAGGCGCGGGGAUGGGCAAGCGCGGCCUCGGCGCCGGAUUUUACUGCAAGGACUGCGAUCUUACUUUCAAGGAUAACUUGCAGCUUGUGGAGCACUUGAACAGCAAACAGCAUUUGAUUGCGACGGGGCAGAGUGGCGAGGUGAAGAGGGCGACUGUUGAGGACGUGCGCUUGCGGUUGAGGAUGCUUGCGCAUCGGAAGCGUCAGAGGGAUGAGGAAGAGCGCAAGGCUUGGCAGCUUGAUCUUGGGGCGCGUCUUAAAGAGCGGGAGGAGAUUGAUGCUAAAGAGAGGGAGGAGAAGAGGCGCAAGCGCAAUGAGAAGCGGAAGAAGGACAAGGUUAAGCAGGAGGAUGAUAGCUGGGAGGGCCGGUUGGGAAUCAUUUCUUGA